Drechmeria coniospora is the source of this 1167-nucleotide messenger RNA. RefSeq lists its product as uncharacterized. The record is from RefSeq and is a predicted model, not a curated record. Bases 1 to 1167 code for a protein of 388 amino acids. The transcript has 2 exons. NCBI's taxonomy places the organism in Eukaryota, Fungi, Ascomycota, Sordariomycetes, Hypocreales, Ophiocordycipitaceae.
AUGAUUUGCCCUCGCGCGUGCGCGUUGCUCUCGGCCACCAAGGCCACGACGAUAGCAAAACCGACUGCACCAGCUCGACGUCGCCGCUGCAUCUCGACGACGGCCCGGGAUGGGACUAGUGACGACGCGCCGUCGAGUCGCCAGACGGCAAGGGCCCGCGGUUCGCGGGAGACGGCGGCCGACUGCGAGGAGGCAAGGCCGCUUCUCGACUCACUCAGCGAGCCCAAUGCCUCCCUCAAGGCCGCCUUUGCACCAACCAGCCUGCGAAGCCCGGACGCGGCGACGGCGAGGAAGCGAGACUCCCGCGUCAUGCUCAUCCUGCACGGCCUCAGCCCCAACCUCAACGCCAGCGACUUUUACCGACUCGCCCCCAACGACCUCUCCGACUGGCGGAGCGUCAUCAAGCAGGGCAUGCCUCCCCUCCCGACCGUUCAGCAGCAGCGUAACCCGUCGACGCUCGAACCCCUCGGUCGAUACCACGUCUCCUUCUCCACCGCCCAGGCGGCCAUCUCGUACCGUGACCGCCUCGUCCGUCUGCACCGGCUGGCGCGCCACAAGCUGAGCGCCCCCAACGACCUUUGGGAGAGCUCCAUCCCCGCCCAUCUAAAGUCCAGCGCGGGCGCAGACCCGGCCGCCGAGCUCGAGGCCUUUACGCUCGUCCCGGCGUCGCAGCCGACGGUCGACGUCGAUCGCAAACGCGUGUCGACGAGGAACGCGUGGGCCAAGGGCCUGGCCGACCGAGUUGGCGGCCUCGGCUACGGCGACAAGCCGCCGGUUGUGCUGCUGGACGUGUACCCGCCUACGCUCUCGGCCGAUGACUUGUCCCGCUUCAUCCGCGAGGAUGGCAUCGAGCGGGAUUGCGAAUGGGAGCUCAGUCCACCGCAGCAUCUGGCAAGUCCAGGCAUUCACGGCCGUCCGGAGGAAGGGUGCGGUGCCGGGUCAGGGUUCGGAUCCGUCACCAAGGAUGUACCGUCGUCUUCCGAGUACAGGGACUUUGACACGAUGGAGAAGCGCAGGAGCCGGUUCGUCGUCGCCUGCGCGACCGAGGAGGAGGCCCGGCGCUUCCACCGGCACUGGAACGAGCGAGAACUCAUCAUCGAAGGCGGCGACGAGGACCGUCGCGGGGUGGCAAAAUGCAUAGUCCAUGCGUCAAUAAUAAACUGGUAG